AGUAUUCUCCAAUUCAUUCGUUCUAUACGACCUUCAACAAUGCGUCGGUGUUUCUCAACUGCCACAAAUUACUUUGAAAUUCAUUUGAAAAAUGAAUUAGCUGGAAUUAAGAAUGCUGGAACGUUCAAGACUGAAAGAGUCAUUCAAGGAAGACAAGGUGUUUUGGUGAAAGUAACCGGAUCUGACAAACCAGUCAUCAAUUUUUGUGCCAACAACUACCUCGGUUUGAGUAGUCAUCCAGAAGUCAUUGCUGCCGGCCAAAAGGCUUUGGAAACCCAUGGAGCUGGACUCUCAUCCGUUCGAUUUAUUUGUGGAACUCAAGAUAUUCAUAAGGAAUUGGAGCAAAAGAUUGCACAGUUUCACGGAACGGAAGAUACCAUUUUGUAUGCAGCAUGCUUUGAUGCAAAUGGUGGGAUUUUUGAAGUAAUGACUGGAGAGCAGGAUUCAAUAAUUUCUGAUGAGCUCAAUCAUGCUUCGAUUAUUGAUGGGAUCAGAUUGAGUAAAGCAAAGAGGCUUCGAUAUAAGCAUUUGGAUUUGGGAGAUUUGGAAUCAAAAUUAAAAGAAGCAGAAGAUUCUCGAUUCCGUCUAAUUGUCACUGAUGGAGUCUUCUCAAUGGAUGGGGAUGUGGCACCACUUGGAGAUAUCACUAGUCUCGCUGAAAAAUAUAAUGCUCUCCUGUUUAUUGACGAGUGCCAUGCUACCGGGUUCUUUGGUAAAACUGGUCGAGGUACUGCUGAAGCUGUUGGAGGUCGUCCUGAUGUUAUCAACUCUACCCUUGGAAAGGCUCUUGGUGGUUCAAUGGGUGGAUAUACAACCGGCCCAAAACCCCUCAUCGAUCUUUUGAGACAACGCUCCCGUCCUUACUUGUUCUCCAAUUCACUUGCUCCAAGCAUUGUGGGAAGUAGCAUCAAGGUAUUCGAUCUACUCAUGAACGAUUCUUCAUUCAUUGGCUCGCUCCAAACAAAUGUUUCUCACUUCCGUAAAAGUAUGGCUGCCAAUGGAUUUACUAUUCUCGGAAAUGAUCCAACUCAUCCUAUCUGUCCAGUUCUUCUUGGAGAUGCAAAGUUGGCCGCAACAAUGGCUGAUGAACUUUUGAAAAUGGGAAUCUAUGUGAUUGGUUUCUCUUUCCCAGUUGUUCCAAAAGGAAAAGCAAGAAUUCGAGUUCAAAUUUCAGCUGCUCAUUCGAAACAACACAUUGAUCAGUUAAUCGAAGCAUUUGCAACUGUAGGAAAGAAACUUAAUGUUAUCUGAAAACUUAAUAAAAUAAACGUUUUAAUUAAAAAAA
Molecule: messenger RNA, 1285 nt
Organism: Caenorhabditis elegans
Lineage: Eukaryota; Metazoa; Nematoda; Chromadorea; Rhabditida; Rhabditidae
Gene: T25B9.1
Product: Aminotransferase class I/classII large domain-containing protein
Exons: 5
Coding region: 40-1251 (403 amino acids)
Biological process (GO): L-threonine catabolic process
Molecular function (GO): pyridoxal phosphate binding; glycine C-acetyltransferase activity
Source: RefSeq, marked reviewed